Molecule: messenger RNA, 773 nt
Organism: Alternaria rosae
Lineage: Eukaryota; Fungi; Ascomycota; Dothideomycetes; Pleosporales; Pleosporaceae
Product: 30S ribosomal protein S12
Exons: 3
Coding region: 40-582 (180 amino acids)
Biological process (GO): translation
Cellular component (GO): small ribosomal subunit; ribosome
Molecular function (GO): structural constituent of ribosome
Source: RefSeq, a predicted model, not a curated record
UUGUCCAAGACCAACACCUCGAGCCACACCACAACACCCAUGAUGCCUCUCACACUCUUCCGACGUCUUGCGCGGCCCUCGGUCCUCUCCGCAGUUUCUUUCGCUCCAGCGCGAUCAAUCUGGCCACCAAUCGCCGCCUCCGCUUUCCAGAACAGUACCCCGGCCUUCGCAGCUCACCCAACACCGUCGUCGCGCGCACAAAAAUGCACAUUAAUACAAGUCCUGCGACAGGGGAGGAUAGCACAGAAAGCGCGUAAACUGCGAUCGCCGCAAUUGAGGGAUAGGCCGGAGCUGAAGGGCGUGUGUCUGAAAGUGGGAACGACGAAGCCGAAGAAGCCCAACUCGGGCGAGCGAAAGAUUGCGAGGGUCAGACUGAGUACGGGCAAGGUUAUCACGGCGUAUAUUCCGGGAGAAGGUCACAAUGUACAGCAGCAUUCAGUUGUCAUGGUACGAGGCGGGCGAGCGCAAGAUUGCCCUGGUGUGAAGUACCAUUUGGUCCGAGGAGCACUGGAUCUGGGUGGUGUCGGUAGCAGAAUCACCUCACGGUCCAAGUACGGAACGAAGAAGCCCAAGACGGCAUAGAUGGACACUGUGGUGGAGUGUAUACACAUGAUUGUACCAUACCCUAGCAUCGUGGGCGUUGAAUACAGCGUACUUAGAAUUGCAUCAUACGGCUACUCAAGUAUUAGUUCAAGGGCAUUAGCACAACUCAGACGUUCGUCAUGGCACUUUUUGACAUGUGUGCAUGUAUUAAUGGCAGCUGUUAUCCAUCC